AUCCCAACUCAGAGAAAAUCUCCUGAGCCAAUGGGACGCUUGGCGCCACCCACCUGCAUGCAUAAUAAUAAGAAGCAGAAUAAUAACACCAGCGGGGAAACUUGCAAAAGCUGCAGCUUGCUCAGUUUGCUUUGGAGAUUACUUUGCCUCUCUGAAAACCUUCACCAUGGUCGACGCCUUCUGUGCCACUUGGAAACUGGUCGACAGUGAGAAUUUUGAUGAGUACAUGAAAGCACUCGGUGUGGGCUUUGCCACCCGGCAGGUCGGUAAUGUGACCAAACCGACUAUAAUCAUCAGCCAGGAGGGUGACAAGGUGGUGGUUCGCACCCAGAGCACCUUCAAAAACACAGAGAUCUCCUUCAAGCUGGGAGAGGAGUUCGACGAAGCCACCGCUGACGACAGGAACUGCAAAUCCAUAGUGACGAUGGAGGGAGACAAGUUGGUCCACGUCCAGAAGUGGGACGGCAAGGAGAACAAGCUUGUCAGAGAAAUCAAGGAUGGCAAGAUGGUCAUGAAUUUGACCUUUGAAGAUGUCCAUGCGGUGCGUAGCUAUGAGAAGGCAUGAGUGCUCCGACUGACAUCAUCCCACUCCGGCCAAGAAGUGUUGAUUUUAUAAUUAUUAUUGACUGUAUGCCUCUCUUUGCACUUCAUCCUCCUCCGCAUGUCCACAGCCUGCAGGCUGCACAUGUUUUGUAAGAUUUUUUUUUUUUUUAUAUAUGAAAACAUUUCUGUCGUGAUGGAUGGAUCGUCUUUUGGUACCCUGUGUGAAACAUGAAAUAAAAAAAAAAAACACAGAGUAAA
This is a messenger RNA of Sander lucioperca (pikeperch), 801 nucleotides long. Its product is annotated as fatty acid-binding protein, brain. The record is from RefSeq and is a predicted model, not a curated record. Gene Ontology annotation, cellular component: cytosol; nucleus. The transcript is spliced from 4 exons. Gene Ontology annotation, biological process: fatty acid transport. Gene Ontology annotation, molecular function: fatty acid binding. NCBI's taxonomy places the organism in Eukaryota, Metazoa, Chordata, Actinopteri, Perciformes, Percidae. Bases 167 to 565 code for a protein of 132 amino acids.